Messenger RNA from Lethenteron reissneri (Far Eastern brook lamprey), 2920 nucleotides. Its product is annotated as catenin delta-2-like. Gene Ontology annotation, molecular function: protein binding. The record is from RefSeq and is a predicted model, not a curated record. Gene Ontology annotation, cellular component: adherens junction; cytoplasm; nucleus. NCBI's taxonomy places the organism in Eukaryota, Metazoa, Chordata, Hyperoartia, Petromyzontiformes, Petromyzontidae. Gene Ontology annotation, biological process: cell-cell adhesion.
GGUGGUGGCGGUGGUGGCGGCAGUGGCGGUGCUGGUGUUGGCGGUGGUGGUUGUGGUGUUGGCGGUGGUGUUGGUGGUUGUGGUGUUGCCGUUGGUGGCGGUGAUUGCCAGCAACCUGACAAGUUGGCGGUGGCGGUGGUGUGGGCGGCUGGGAAGCUGCGCUCAAUAUUCACGCUGCUCGUUGAGUGUGAGGAGGACGACCAUGUGCUUGUGUCUGCAUGCGAGAUGUUGCAAGUCCUCAGCUCCAGCCAUGCUGGUGCAUUGGCAUUUAGCAACAAUGGAAGCCUCGCGGCCUUAGCCAGCCUGCUGGGACGCACUCACAACCCUCAAGCCCUGGAGAAGAUCACCAGCACGCUGUGGAACCUGUCGCGCCACGAGUCUCUGAGGGCUGCGCUGGUGGAGCUUUGCCUCCCGGCGCUGGUGGAGCACGUGCUGGUGCCAGAGAGCGGCUGGAGGAGCAACUUUGGAGACUCGCCCGCCUCAACCUCCCCACCCGGCUCGUCCGCCUCGCCUUCCGCGGCGUUCUGCAACGCCUUGACGUGCCUACGGGAGUUGAGCUCGGCAGAUCCGGACGGACGGCUGAGCACGUGGAAGGGCGAGGGGCUGGUGGACUGCGUGCUGCGCUUCGUCCGCUCGGCACUGAGAGGACGCAACAUCGAGACCAAGGCGGUGGAGGAUGCAGUCUGUGUCCUGCACCAGCUGAGCGUCCACAUGCUCCACAACGUGCCGCACUGCGGAGACUCAAGGCUGGGGGGGGGCAGCUGGGGGGGAGCUGCCAGCCACAGCUCCACCCUGAAGACAGGCUGGGAGCUGCUGUUCCAGGCCGACACAGUCAGCUGCUACGUGUCGCUGCUGCAGCAGUCGCACAACGUGCUCGUGCUGCAAGCGGCAACACGCUCCAUCUACACGCUGGCCAGCGGAGACACCCAGUGGUCGGCGUUGUCCCGCACGGCCGUGGCUCACAACGGGGGGCUGCCCUGCCUCCUGGAGCAGCUGCGGAGCGGGAGGAGCAGGAGUAGUGACGACGACGAGCGCCGUCUGCUGGCGUACACCUCGGUGCACGCGCUGCGGGUCCUCGCUCGCAAUGACCCCAACAACCAGCGCCUCAUCGGGCUGCACAAUGGCGUGAGGAUCCUCACCGCGAUGCUGCCUGACGCUGCCGAGGCAGGCAGCGGUGGCGGCGGUGGCGAUGGUGGCGAUGGUGGCGAUGGUGGCGAGGCCUCGCGGCUGGGCGAGGAGGGGCUGUCGGCAGUGCUCUGGGCGCUGACGGCGCUGGUUUCCGGCAGCGUCGCCAACGCUCAGCGGCUGCAUCGCGGCGGUGGCAUCAGGCGCAUCGUGGCCAUCCGCACCAGCCGGACGGCGUGCAGCCAGGACCUCUUUGCAGCGAGGGCUUUGCUCACCGUCCUCUGGGCUCAUCACGACCUCCGCGCCAGCUACAAGAAGUGUGGCGGCUGGGACAGGGAGCACUUCUUGUCACCGAGAUGCCACGAGCAGCAGCAGCGGCGCCGGCAGCAACAGCAGCAGCGCGUGCACUCGCUGUGGCACCAGUGGCAGCUGUGCCAGCAGUGGCAGCUGUGGCAGCAGUGGCGCCAGUCGCAGCUGUAGUAGCAGAAGCAGCAGUAGCAGAAGCAGUAGUAGUAGUAGGGGUAGUGGCGGUAGUAGCAGUCCGCUCGGCGGACGCUGGCGUUCUCCUCUUGAAUCUUGACUUGAAGCUUUCGUGCCUUGCAGGGAUUUAUGGGUCUGUCGGUCAGGUGGCGUGGGUAGGUUCAAGAAAAUAACAAAAAACUACGACGUUUCGAUCGCAACACAAGCGGUCGUCAUCAGUGUUGCGAUGGAAACGUCGUGUGUUUUUGUUAUUUGCUUUGAACCUACACACGUGAUGUUACCGACAGACCCCAAAGAAUAUGCUCUUCUUAACUUCGCUUGUUGAUGUUGAUGAAGAUGUCGAUGGUGCUGUUGUUGAUUUUGUCGUUGAUGUUUAUGAUGUUAUUGAUUUUGAUGAUGUUGUUGAGGAUGUUGAUGUCGUUCGACCGGUGGCUAUGGGAACAAUCCCCCUAGGGGAGGCUAAUUGACCCGACCCAGCCAAGGUGCGGGUCUGGACUCUGGCUUCCUCGGAACUCGCCCUCACAAGGACGUAGAGCCGGGAGUCCCAGAGUCCCACCACUGGCCCUCACAGCGUCCCGGCCCUUACAAGGACAAGCGGGACAAGGGGGUCCAGGGUCCUAAGCUGGCUGGCUGGCAGGUCUUGACCUGCGACUGGCCCUGAUCGGCCAGGGAGCUGCCCUUUUAUGCCUCGUGCCCAACGAGGGUUGGGGUUGUGUGCACCCCCAGGUAUCCCACAGAGCACACACAGCCCCCCUGUUGGUGGCACCAAGGGGCUUAAGCAUCUGGGGUGCCUGGGAUCCUAGCGCCUGGCGCCAAGGGGCUUCUCUGCCUAGGGUCCCAGAGCCCCCAGCAGCCCCUCCCCUCUUGGGCUGGCACAGUAGCCCCUCUCAUGGCACUGCACCUGUAGUAUAAAUGGGCUGUUCUAUGGCGACAGUGGGUGUACUAUACACAAAGGCUCACUAGAGGGCACAUUCCAGAUGUGACGGAGCACGUGGCCCAGAAGGGGAUGGCCACGUGAUGUGGACCCAGAGUGUGACUGACGGGGGGGAGGGGGGGGGGUGCGGAGUCCCCCCGUGGUUCUUCAACCGCGGGAAAGAAGUCGUCCACUUCCAUCUUCGCUUUUCAGCCUCCGUACGCGUCGCCUGUUCCCGUCCCACCGUAGCGAAGGGGUUCCGCUCAAGCGGCGAGGUGGUUAGGGCCGGCGGCCACCACCUUACGUGGUUAGCCCGCGAUGAGCGCAGUCGCUCGCAAUGUGCUUGGUUCACCUGGGAACGUUGAAUAGUGUUGGUUGUGUGAGAGAUUAAAACUUGCUGCC